Molecule: messenger RNA, 2094 nt
Organism: Gastrolobium bilobum
Lineage: Eukaryota; Viridiplantae; Streptophyta; Magnoliopsida; Fabales; Fabaceae
Exons: 4
Coding region: 1-2094 (697 amino acids)
Source: RefSeq, a predicted model, not a curated record
AUGUUCGAUAAGCACAACAGUAUAGCUCAGUCUUUCAGGUACGCUAGAGACCGUUAUAAGGAAGAUGACUUUAAUGGUGUAAAGUUGAGGCUUAUUCGAAGGCGUGGUAGUGAUGGAAGAGUUUAUAAUCUUCCGACAGCAUCCGAAGUGGCAGCUUUGAUUGUUGGAGAUAUAGACAGUGAUAUGGGCGAUAGGGAUAUCAUUAUUGAAACACAAGAUAGAGUAUUGCAGCGCAUCGAUGUGAAGCAUCCAUUAUAUCUUGGCUUGCAGUAUCCAUUGCUAUUUCCAUACGGUGAAGACGAUUAUCGUGAUGAUGUCCAGCGUACUGUAUCCAGUGGUAGGAAAAAUGCAAGAGCCAUGAUCAGCAUGAAGGAAUUUUUUUCGUUUAGACUUCAGAUGCGAUCUGGAGAAUCAGAAAUUCUACAUCGAUCAAGGAAACUUUUCCAACAAUUUCUGGUUGAUGCAUACACUAUGAUUGAGUUUGAACGGCUUAAUUUCAUUCGAUAUAACCAGAGUCAUCUGAGAGCUGAGUUGUACAAAAAUAUAAAACAUUCAUUAGAUAGCGGUGAAGAUGCAGCACUGAGCACUGGAAAACGUAUCAUUAUACCUUCUUCAUUCACAGGCGGACCUAGAUAUAUGGCUGAAAAUUAUAAAGAUGCUUUCGCAAUUUGCCGUUGGGCUGGAUAUCCUCAUCUUUUUAUAACAAUUACCUACAAUCAUAAGUGGCCAGAAAUUACACGAUUUGUUAGGGCCAGACAGUUGAACCCUGAAGAUCGGCCUGAUAUUCUAUGCAGAGUCUUCAAGUUCAAAUUGGACCAGUUGCUACAUGAUUUAAAAAAGGAGAAUAUUCUUGGCAGAGUCAUUGCAUAUGUUUGUACAAUCGAAUUCCAAAAGUGCGGACUACCUCAUGCUCAUAUUCUUCUAUUCUUGAACCCUUCAAGCAAAGCUGAAAGUGCUCUUGAUAUUGAUAAAUUGAUUUUAGCGGAGAUACUUGACAAGGAAAUGAAUCCUACUCUGUUUAUGGCUGUCACGAGUUACAUGAUACAUGGUCCAUGUGGUCCUGAAAAUUACAAAUCUCCUUGCAUGAAGGACGGACGGUGUUCAAAAAAAUUUCCAAAAAACUUCUGCUCCCGUACUUUGAUUGACGAUGAUGGAUUUCCUCAUUAUAAGAGAAGAAAUUAUGGGAGAGUUGUGAACAAAAAUGGUGUUGAACUUGAUAAUCGUUAUGUUGUGCCCUAUAAUGCACACCUUCUUUUAAAGUACCAGGCUCAUAUCAACGUUGAAUAUACUUGCCAGAGAAGUGCCAUUAAAUAUCUUUUUAAAUACAUCCACAAAGGGAAUGACAGAGUGACAGCUGCCAUAAAUCAUUCGGACGAUGAAAUAAAAAUGUUUUAUGACUGCAGGUAUGUCUCCGCAUGUGAAGCAGCUUGGAGAAUAUUUGGAUUUGACAUUCAUUCGAGAUAUCCCCCUGUUCAGAGAUUGCCAUUUCACUUGCCUAAUGAAAAGAACAUUAUUUUCAGUGAUAAUGAUUCGUUGUAUGAUGUAAAGACAAGGGCGGAGUCUAGACUGUCAAUUUUUGAGUCUUGGAUGGAUACAAAUAAAAAAUAUCCAAAAGGUAGGCAUCUAACUUAUGGAGAGUACCCGACUGAAUUUGUUUUCAAAGAAAAAACGCAUGAAUGGAAUCCGAGAAAAAAAGGAUUUUCCAUUGGAAGGAUAAAUCGUUUUUCUGCCAAUAAUGGAGAAGAUUCAUAUCUUCGCACCUUGCUUAAUUUUCAAAGAGGUUGCACCAGUUAUGAAGAUCUUAGAACGAUCAAUGGCGUGGUUUUUCCUACAUUUAAGGAUACGUGCUAUUCUUUAGGACUUCUGGAUGAUGACAAUGAGUACAUUGAUGUAAUUAAGGAGGCAAGUUCCUGGGGAUCUGCUGCUUAUCUUAGAUGUCUGUUUGCUCUGUUGUUAUUUGUCAACUCAAUGAACAGACCUGAAAAAGUUUGGGAAGAGUGUUGGAAAUUUUUAUCCGACGACGUUGUUUAUCGGCAUAGGAAAAGAAUAGGACGUCAAGUUGUUGUUCUAGGAGGUGACUUUCGGCAAAUAUGA